This is a messenger RNA of Paramormyrops kingsleyae, 807 nucleotides long. The record is from RefSeq and is a predicted model, not a curated record. NCBI's taxonomy places the organism in Eukaryota, Metazoa, Chordata, Actinopteri, Osteoglossiformes, Mormyridae.
UUAUUUCUUGUUAUGCACCUGUUCUUUAGAUUCGUUUUAUGUAAAACUUUCUUAAUUGCUGUAGUUUGCUAUUUAUGUUGAUAUACCUGUUAUACCUGAACUACUCUGAAUAAAACGUUUGUAUGCAGAAGACCAGAAAGAUCAGGCUAUUAAUCUUACAUUUAUCAGAUACAAUUUUACGAGAAUUUAAUGGGAUUAAAAAAAACAUUUUAGGUAUUUCACUUUCACCUUUCGUUCUCGAGGCAUAGACGCAGCCUACCCAAGCUACGUCGACGUGUCCUUCGAAGGAUGCAGACCCUGAACAGCGAUGAGUACCCUUGUCCAAAGGGUGCUUGGGUCCAUCUGGCCAGUUUGCACUGCUACUGGCUGAACACACUGGCAUCCUCGUGGGCGGAGGCGCAGACUGUCUGCCGACAGACGGAAGGAGGUGACCUUGCUAGGAUCAACAGUGCUGAAGAGCAGGAUUUUAUCCAAGUCUCCUUUCCUUCGGAGGCUUCUCUGUGGGUAUGGCUGGUGGACAGUGAUUGGAAAGGAUUGUACCAAGCGACAACAGAAAGCAGCCAGGAGUGGGAGAAAGGCGAUGGAAGGCAGGGUGGCUGCACACAGAUGGCACUGGGCUCCGUGGGGCAGUGGAGGAGCAUGGCGUGUGGCGAACAAUAUCCCUUCCUCUGUCAGAAGGAAAUUGCAGCUUCCCUGCCCUCGCUUGACACCUUCCUUGUUGGGGUACCUCUGAUGUCGGGGAUAUACCAUUCAUGUCAGCCAGUGCUCCUCGCUGGCUCUCCUGACACUGGGCAGCAGAGAGUGGAG